AUGGACAACCAGACGUCAUUAACAUUCACAAUGACUGCAUAUGCUGUCAUGGAAAACUACAAACACGGGAUCUUUACUGUAUUGCUCCUACUGUAUCUUAUUACUAUUAUUCUGAAUACACUGCUAAUUGUGGUCAUACACCAAAACAAAAAGCUGCACCAACCUAUGAAUGUGUUUGCAUGUAUGUUAUCCAUCAAUGAAAUCUACGGCAGCAGUGCCUUGUUACCUGCAGUUUUGAGCAUGCUCAUAUCUGAGACGCAUGAAAUAACUGUAAAAUGGUGUAUGGCUCAAGUCUAUUUCCUACACACUUAUGCAAGUGCUGAGUUUUGUAUUUUAGCUGUUAUGGCAUAUGACAGAUAUGUUGCCAUCUGUUACCCCCUUCAUUACCACAGCAUCAUGUCUAAUUCAAAAGUAUGCAAACUUGUUGCAUUUGCAAGCAUAUAUCCCCUAGUUUUAUUUAUGUGUUUUUAUUCCUUAACUGUACAACUGUCCUUUUGUGGAAAAGUCAUGCCAAAAUUAUACUGUGUGAACAUGGAACUGGUCAAAAACGCAUGCACAAAUGCAUCUGCAUCAUACAUAAGUGUAGUGGGACUUGUGUUUAUUUUAAUUCUUAUUGCCCCUCAGGUAACAAUGAUUCUUUUCUCUUAUGUGCAAAUAUUAAGAGUAUGUAGGACAUUAUUGAAAAAAUCUCAAGGCAAUGCACUUAAAACUUGCAUCCCACAUGUAUUAUCUUUGAUAAACUUCACCAUUGGUUCCUUAUUUGAAAUCAUCCAAACUAGAUUUAACAUGAGUCAUGUGGCUUUCCAGGCAAGGAUCUUCCUUUCUUUAUACUUUAUCAUCAUUCCACCAAUUACAAACCCGAUGCUGUACGGAUUGGGAACUCAGAUGGUGAGAAUUCAAAUAUUGAAGCUGUUUAUUAAGUACAAGAUCCUGCCAACACAGUUAGCAAAGUGA
Messenger RNA from Scomber japonicus (chub mackerel), 954 nucleotides. Its product is annotated as olfactory receptor 52D1-like. The transcript has a single exon. The record is from RefSeq and is a predicted model, not a curated record. NCBI's taxonomy places the organism in Eukaryota, Metazoa, Chordata, Actinopteri, Scombriformes, Scombridae. Gene Ontology annotation, biological process: G protein-coupled receptor signaling pathway. Bases 1 to 954 code for a protein of 317 amino acids. Gene Ontology annotation, molecular function: olfactory receptor activity; G protein-coupled receptor activity. Gene Ontology annotation, cellular component: membrane.